Molecule: messenger RNA, 12560 nt
Organism: Lymnaea stagnalis (great pond snail)
Lineage: Eukaryota; Metazoa; Mollusca; Gastropoda; Lymnaeidae
Source: the annotation of a GenBank genome assembly
UCCUGAUAAAUGAUGAUUAAUUGCUGUUGUUGUUAUUGUUGAUCUGGUGUAAGGUAGUGCAUCCGUCACUUACCUCUCUUAAUGCAUGUUAAUAUAUGCAGCUAUGUAAAUUAUUGUUUUAGAAAUAAUUAGGUUUCUUUAACAUGGGGACUUGGGGGUUUUAUCUCUUAAUUUUAUUUAAGCAGCCACCUGCACCCCACCCCCCCCCAACCUUUUUUUUUUCGGUCACAAAAUUCAUCGAUUACAUUCAAUGAGUUAUGUUUAAGGAACAUUUUCAUCUAUAAAUCAAUCAAUUUACUUAGCUGCCCUGUAUAUAAUAAUAAUAAUUAGUGGUCUUAUAUAGCGCGGUACCCAGCCUAGGACUGUGCUCACCGCACUGUAUAUAAAAAAAUAUUAGCAAAAGAGACAUACUCAUGACAUUAAAAUCAAAUAAGUUUAUGAAAUAAAGAACAGCGUGUAACCAAAAAAAAAAAGAUGUAUAUUCACCCACCCCACCCCAGAACUUUUACAAGGCAAACCAUGGACGGAAGCCAGCAGGAUCGUUUAUCGGUCAGAGGAAGGGAAUCAGUCAGGGUAGUAUAGUUGAAAUAAGAUGUGUUUUGAGUGCAGUUUUGAAGGCCUGGGUGGUUGGUAUAUUGCGGAUGUGAAGGUGGAAAAAAAUUCCAUUGUUUGGGGGCGCAGAAAGAGAAAGAUGUUUUAGUGUGUGUCUUGGGAAUGGACAGAAUACGCGUGUAUGCGGAGGAGCGAAGCUGUCGAAAGGGUGAAUAGACAGAAAGAAGUUCGGUUAGAUAGGAAGGGCAGGAAUCCGAGAAAAAGUUGUGGUAGAGAACAGACAACUUGUAGUCAAUGCGUGCCUGUAUAGUGAGCCAAUGAGUUUUGGUAAACCUGACAGAAGAGAGUUGCGAUGGUCAAGACGAGAGAGAAAAAGAGCACAGACUAGAGAUUUUGUAGCGCUAACUUUAAGGUAGUGGCGGAUGGAGCUGAUCUAACGGAUAGCGGUGUAUGCCGAACGACAAAUGUGAGAUAUGUGUUUAUCGAGAGACAUGUUGUUAGAAAUAAUAUAGCCAAGAUUCUUAGCAGAGGGUGUAAACUGUAUGUCGGAGUUACCUACUUGAAAUGAGGUGGGAAGAGUUGAGAUAGAGGAUGAUGUGAGAUUCUGAUUGAGGAGUUCUUCCGUUUUGUCAUCACUAAGCUUCAACUUGCUGAGUGUCAUCCAUGACUUGACAUCAUCAAUGCACCCCGUAAAGUCUGGACAGCGGAUUCAACAAGAGAUGGAUGGGUAUGCAUGUAUAGCUGUGUAUCAUCUGCAAAUGACUGGCUCUCAUCAGCAUGCCUCCCAAGCAAGAGGAGCAGUGGUCUGGUAUACAAUGUGAAUAGAAUCGGGCCUAAAACAGACCCCUGUGGUACUCCAUACACCAAAUCAGCACUGCCUGAGAGACAGCCAUCGACAGAGACCGCCUGCGUUCUAUCAGAGAGGUAGGACCUAAACCAAGCCAAAACUGAACCAGAAAUUCCAAAGUAAUUUUCAAGGGUUUUGAAAAGGAUUUCAUGGUCAACAGUGUCAAAGGCCGCACUGAGGUCUAAGAGGAUCAGGAUGGAGACAUUACCGCUGUCCAUUGCGCGCAAGAGGUCAUUACUGACUCUCAAGAGAGCUGUCUCUGUUCUGUGGAAAUGUCUAUAGGCCGACUGAUUAGAACUGAGAAGAGAGUGGUCAAUUAAAUAAGCAAAAAUUUAUUUUAGAACUAGUUUUCAAUUACUUUAGAUAAAAAUGCUAAGUUAGAUGCAGGUCUAUAAUUUUUUAAAUUAUUUUCAUCCAGACCGGGCUUCUUAAGCAAUGGUUUGAUGACAGCUGAUUUGCAAAGAGGCGGAACAGUGCCAGAAUAUAAGCUUUCAUUUAGUAUGCGGGUUAUCGUUGGGAGCAAGAUAUCUAAUGACUCAAGCAACAGGGGGGUUGGGAUGGGAUCCAAAGAACAUGACGCAUGUUUAGAUUUUAAAAUUAUACUUUUGACCUCAAGCUCUGAAACAGGUUUGAAAAUAUUGAAUUGUGAAGUAAGACAAAGAAAAGGAGGCUAUUCAAGGAGCGGCACAUCAAGACGAUAAAGCUCAGCGCGAAUGCCAGCAACUUUGCUUGUAAAGAAAUCACAGAAAAUAUCUGGUUGCUGUGGCAAAGGACACACCGAAGGAAGAGCAGUUCCUUUGUUGCUCCCUCUAAGGUGACUGCAAACAUCAAACAACUGGCUGCUGGUUUUACCCAUAGUUAUCUUUUGGCUAAAAUGCGUAGUCUUGGCACGACAAACAAUCUGAUUGACACGCUUCUUGGAAUCCGAAAAGAUCUGCUUAAACUCCACAAGACCUUGACCUUAACCACUUCUCUUCUGCACUGAGCGCCAAUUUUAUUGAACAAUCCUGAAAUAUGGAUGCCUCCUAGUUGGACAACGUGUACCAGGCCAAAUCUAGGUUGGACAUAACUCAAACGUUCCAUGUUGUAAUCUGGGUUACUGAGUCAUAAAUUGACCAACUGAGUCAUAAAUUGACCAACUUAGUUGACCAACUGAGUCAUAAGUUGACUAACUGAGUCAGCUGACCAACUGCGUCAUGUUGACAAAAUAGCCAAAAAAUGACUAACAAAGUCAUAAUGUGAUCAACUGAAUCAUAAAUUGACCAAGAUCAACUGAAUCAUAAAUUGACCAAGAUCAACUGAAUCAUAAAUUGAUCAACUAAGGCAUAACUUGACCAACUGAGUCACAAAUUGACCAACUGAAUCAUGUUGACCAACUGAGUCAUAAAUUGACCAACUGAGUCAUAAUCUAACCAACUGAUUCAUUUAUUGACCAACUCAGCCAUUAAUUGACCAACUGAGUCAUGUUGACCAACGGUGUCAUAAAUUGACCAACUGAUGUCAUAAAUUGACCAAAUGAGUCAUAAUUGACCAACUGAGUCAUAAAUGUACCAACUGAGUCAUAAGUUGACCAACUGAGUCAUGUUUAAAAACUGAGUCAUAAAUUGACCCACUGAGUCAUAAAUUGACCAACUGGGUCAUAAAUUGACCAACUGAGUCAUAUGUUGACCGACUGAGGUCAAAUAUGACCAUCUGAGUUAUGUGUUAGUCAACUGAGUCAUAUGUUGACCAACAAGAGUCAUAUUGAUAUGUUAGCAACCAGCAACCUUUCAUAACAGACACAGAAAAUCUGUGGGAGAAAUGUCAAGAUGACAAUGGUGGCGUGAUAUGAAGGUUCUAAAUUUGCUCACUGCUUUAAAAUCCUAUAAUUCUCAUAAUCUAUCAGCCCACCCCCAUGACCCAUCUUGUGAGAAUGGCUGAUGUUAAUUUGCUGCGUGUAGUUUUUUGAGUCGAUUUAUGACUGGAGUAGUCAUGGCUGGAAUAGUUAUGGCUGGGGUAAUCAUGGCUGGAGUUGUUACAUAGUAUUCACGUUAAGUAUUUUUUUUUUUUUUUUAUUUCGGCCCAAUUUGAAACAUUUGCAUUUGACGCUUUUCUCACCCGAACUAGAUCAGUUGAGAUGUGAUGAGAAUGGACAUGAUCGGUUGCCCCCUCAGUGGUUUGGGGGAUGGGGGUUGGCCGUGCUUUAAAGGUAACAACAAACAUUGAGUUGUUUAUUAGAAUGAAUGCUUUUUAAGGGGGUAUAAGUUUAACUUUGAUCAUUUUAUAGAUAGAUAUUUUGACGAUAAAUUUAUUAUUAGAUCGAUAUUUUCAUGCUCAAUAUUAAAUCGAUAGAUAUUUUGUUGAUCAAUUUAUUAUUAGAUAGAUAUUUUGAUGAUCAAUUUGUUAUUAGAUAGAUAUUUUGAUGAGCUGUUCAAAUAUUAUAUAUCUUUGGAUUCUUCCGACUAUCAAAAAUAACUUUAGAUUCAUAUUCUCGAUUCUCUUCAUUGUAUAAUUCUCUGGUGAUAGUUGAGAUUAUGAUAAUCUAUUGUUUGAGGAUUUUUCUCACAAUUCUGAGAACCUUUUUACACUAUAAUAUAUGUGAAACGUAUGAUAUUUAUAGCGGUAAAUAUUCCCAGUGACUAGAAUUUGUUGACGCUGAAAGAUAUGCUGAAAAUUACCCUCUACAAAAAAUAGCACCAAAAUGCCGUACAACUUAAAAAAUAAAAUUAGACUUUAAAUGUCAUAUUGGACAAAUCCAAAAUUUAAAUGUCAUAUAUGACAAAUGCAACAUUAAUUGUCAUAUUGGACAAGGCCAACAUUAAAUGCCAUUUUGGACAUAGCCAACAUUAAAUACCAUUGGUUGUCUAUCUUUGGCCUGGAGAGUUAUUGCUAAUCUUGUGUAUGCCUGGUGUAUUCAUUAAUUAAACGUGGAUUUGUUAUUUGUAUGGUGGUGAAUUUAUUCGAUUCAUUAAAUUAUGUUUCCAUUAUGGAUUGGUUUCAGGCAUUCGCUUUUUGUUUCAGACAUCUGCUAAUUAUUUUAUCAGAACUGAAGAAAGAACCCAAAUAAUGGAUGAUUUACAGCAAACAAGAUUUCUGCUCAUUAGCAUUCUCUUAACAAUUAUGCAUAUAAUCUAACUGGGGGAAAUGGAAAGGGAGGGGUGGGGCUUCAUUACCACAACGAUGUAACACAGUCUUUUAGCAUAAGAUGAAUUUUCAGUUGAUAAAAUUUGCAUCAUUCUCUGGCAGACCAGUCAGUCAGCAUCUUAUGUCCUUAAGGUUGGAGGGUUGCUCUGUCCGCAUUUGGGGGAGGCAAUCGCCAGCUUGAUUACUUAACCCACGUGAGUUGGUCUCCUAGAGUUACCGCCCAGUGUCCGCAAGUAAGUGAAGGCCAGUUCCAGCCGUCAAACCGUUGGUGACCCGAUUGUUGGAUUUAACGGCCCUGAUCUUUGGGACUCUUAGUGCGGUCAAAGCUGCUGAGACAGACUGUUACGUCACAGCCAGCUCAACAUCUGGUAAUUUUUUAAUUCUACUGCACAAAAUUAAUGUGUGAGUAUUAGUAUGCUGCAUAGUAGAUGUGUGUCACAGUUAAUUUUUUUUUUUUGUAUAGAAUUAUAGAAGACCACUGUAACAAUAAUAAUUAUUAUUUCACUAGAGCAGUGUAACAUAGGAAUAAAAAACAUUGUCUCAUCAAUAGUUUUAUUCUUCACUAAGACGAGGUAAAUGAAGAAGGAACAUUUCAAUGGAUUCUAAUUUUAAGUUGUUUUUUUGUUUGUGUUUUUUUUUUUAAUGUUGUUCGUCAGUCGGCAGUCGACCAUGACCACUUUAAUCAUCAGAGUUUGUGCUGGUUCUGUCUGUGGGUGCGCAGAUGGCUCAUGAGGCAAGAAAUUAUCUUGUGCAGUAGGUGCAAGGGAAUGAUGGUGCAUCUCCGGGAGCAGAGUCAGACCGGGCAUUCCUUGCACGUCUCUUGCGCUCUGCAGCCGCUGUUCUGCCAAAUUCAUGUUGCAUGGAGCUCCCGUGCAAAGUGGAACGCCAUGAAGUUCGAUCCUUUGCUUGUUCCUCCCACGUGUCUUGGUUUAUGUUGAACGCUUUCAGUGAGGCUUUUAUCUUGUCUUUAAAGCGUUUUUUCUGUCCACCAGCAGACCGCUUUCCUUGUUCAAGCUCACCAUAGAAAGUUCUUUUAGGAAGACGUGGUCAUCUGACAUUCUUAAAACAUGUCCUGUCCAGCGAAGCUGGGACUUCAUUAAGAUGUUGAAGAUCCCGGGGAGACCUGCCCACGUGAGCACCUCAGUGUCUGGGACCCUGUCCUGCCAUUUAAUGUUGAGGAUUUUUCUGAGUCUUGUUGUAUGAAAGUGGUUCAACAUUCUUGCAUGGCGUUGGUAGACCGUCCACGUUUCACAGGCAUAGAGAAGCGUAUAGAGAACAGCCGAGAGAAGCGUAGGGAGAACAACCCCCUGAUAUACUUUCAGUUUAGUUUGAGUGUUGGUACCUCUCCUGGUCCAUACGUUUUUAGUCAAUCUUCCAUAGGUUGCGCUGGCUCUCGCAAUACGGAGAUUAACCUCGUCAUCGAUGGUUGUGCUUUGGGACAGUGUGCUGCCGAUACAGGUGGUCCUUGGUGGUAUCUGUCAGGACUUUCGUUUUGGCAUGUAGCCUCUUGGGAUUGAAUAGAUUGCGGUCAGUUCGGUAUCUGGGGCCAAUUCCAGCGUCUCUCUCUCUGAAUGCAUCGGUCAGCAUUGCGGAAAACAUGAGGCUGAAAAGUGUUGAGGCAAGUACACAACAUUGUUUCACCGUUUAUUACCGGGAAUGGUUUGACGUCUCCCCAUUAUCCCGAGUUCUAGCCUGCCUACCUUCAUGGAAUAGUCGUACCAUUGACACGAACUUUCUGGGGCAUCCUUAUUUGGCCAUGAUCUUCCAAAGGCCCUCUCUACAGACAGUGUCGAAAGCUUUGGUCAGGUCUACAAAGGUUAAAGAAGUCAACAUUUUGUUCCCUGCACUUUUCCUGUAGCUGUCUGGCUGCAAACACACCAUAUCGAUGGUUCCUCGUUCCUUCCGGAAGCCACAUUGAUUUUCUGGCAGUAAACCGUUUUCAAGAUGCCUGUUAAGACGAUUUAGCAAGAUUCUGGCUAAUAUCUUCCCUGCAGUUGAGAGCAAUGAUAUGCCACGGUGGUUGUCGCACGUUUGAAGGUUUCCUUUAUGCUUGUACUGGUGAACAAUAGAUGCAUCUUUGAAGUCUUGUGGAAUGAUCUCUUGCUGCCACAAAAGUAUGACCAGCUGGUGAAACCUGUCAGGCAGAGCUGUCCCGCCCCCCCCCCUUCUUUGUAUACUUCAGACGGGAUUGAGUCAUCACCUGAUGCUUUGCCGCUUGAAAGAAGGCAUAUUGCAUGUUUCGUUUUUUUUAAUCUGUAACAGUCGAAUCUAAAUGAUUACAUUUUUUUAUAUAGCUGGUUUUUGUUUUGUUUCGUCUAUUCUUCAAAUAUUUUUUACCACGUAAUUAAUCAAAUUCUAAAAAUUAAAUACAUAUCUGAAGAAAAAGCACUGGUAUUAUUGCCGUUACUUGGUAUGUAAGCUCAUAUGUUUAAUUGUUUUGAUUUCAUUUGAUAAAAGUACAUUGUGGUCGUUGCACCAGUAACGAAGUUUAUAUUUACAGAGAGUGGUGAACGCGUCAAGCGCAAAUAAUGAUGACGUCACUUCUAUUGUUAUCAUGUUGUUGCCUGAGUCUUGCCAUGUCGCAGAGUAAGUAGGUCACGCCUCAACUGGUCGUAGGUUCACAACAUGCGCACCAACAAUUGUUUACCCCGUCUUACAGCCGUAGGGCCUUGUUUCUCAGUCCGUGGGAGAGUAUAGAAGUGAGGGUGUGGGGGGACUUGGGAAGUGUGUGUGUUGUGAGAAGGAGAGUGAUAGCGUAUGGAGUUAACAACAAUACAUAAAUUGUCUUUCGUUAAAAGACACGGAAAUGUUUAUUUUGUAUUUGUUGUUCUGUUAGGUAUGGAGUAAAUCCUUAAGAUAAACACUGGCAAAACACUGGCAAAACACUGGCAAAACACUGGCAAAACACUGGCUUAUUCGUACAAACUUAAAUCAUGUUGACUCAACCAGGAACAUUUUUUUUUCUUUUAGCUUCAUCACUCCUAAAAUUCUUAAAUGAUUCUAAGUUCUUACAAUUAAGGAAAAUUCCCUUAUUAAGCAAACAAAACUUGAAAGAUUGACUAUGUCUUAAAUGUGUCAAUAUUGUGGGGCUGACAGCGAUGUCAGUGAUAACGAGAUUAGAUACCUAAUAGCAGUGGCGUAGCUAGGGAUUGGGGGGGGGAUUUGGGAGCUGGGGGGCUUGGCCUCUUUAGGGGCCCCUGCAUUUUGACAUUCGACAUUACUUAAUGAAAAAAACAUUCGUCACGCCUUUGAGCCCCCCCCCCCAAGUAGGGGCCCGGGGGGACUUUUUGAAUUUGGACCCCCCUCCCCUAGCUACGCCACUGCCUAAUAGAGGACUUGACAUAUUAAAUAGAUCCUUUCUUUAGUUAGGUUUCAUCCGUCCUGUGCCAUAAAUCCAUCCAAUUUUAACAAUAAAUCCAUUCAAUUUUAACAAUAAAUCCAUCCAAUUUUAACAAUAAAUCCAUCCCAUUUUAACAAAAAAUCCAUCCAAUUUUAACAAUAAAUCCAUCCCAUUUUAAAAAUAAAUCCAUCCCAUUUUAACAAUAAAUCCAUCCAAUUUUAACAAUAAAUCCAUUCAAUUUUAACAAUAAAUCCAUCCCAUUUUAACAAUAAAUCCAUCCCGUUUUAACAAUAAAUCCAUCCAAUUUUAACAGUAAAUCCAUCCCAUUUUAACAAUAAAUCCAUUCAAUUUAAACAAUAAAUCCAUCCCAAUUUAAGAAUAAAUCCAUCCAAUUUUAACAAUAACUCCAUCCAAUUUUAACAAUAAAUCCAUCCCAUUUUAACAAUAAAUCCAUUCAAUUUUAACAAUAAAUCCAUCCAAUUUUAACAAUAAAUCCAUCCAAUUUUAACAUAAAUAUAUCCAAUUUUAACAAUAAAUCCAUCCAAUUUUAACAUAAAUCUAUCCAAUUUUAACAAUAAAUCCAUCCAAUUUUAACAAUAAAUAUAUCCAAUUUUAAAAAUAAAUCCAUCCAAUUUUAACAAUAAAUCCAUCCCAUUUUAACAAUAAAUCCAUUCAAUUUUAACAAUAAAUCCAUCCAAUUUUAACAAUAAAUCCAUCCAAUUUUAACAUAAAUCUAUCCAAUUUUAACAAUAAAUCCAUCCAAUUUUAACGUAAAUCUAUUCAAUUUUAACAAUAAAUUCAUCCAAUUUUAACAAUAAAUCUAUCCAAUUUUAACAUAAAUCUAUCCAAUUUUAACAAUAAAGCCAUCCAAUUUUAACAAUAAAUCCAUCCAAUUUUAACAUAAAUCUAUCCAAUUUUAACAAUAAAUCCAUCCAAUUUUAACAAUAAAUAUAUCCAAUUUUAACAAUAAAUCCAUCCAAUUUUAACAAUAAAUCCAUCCCAUUUUAACAAUAAAUCCAUUCAAUUUUAACAAUAAAUCCAUCCAAUUUUAACAAUAAAUCCAUCCAAUUUUAACAAUAAAUCCAUCCCGUUUUAACAAUAAAUCCAUCCAAUUUUAUCAGUAAAUCCAUCCCAUUUUAACAAUAAAUCCAUUCAAUUUAAACAAUAAAUCCAUCCAAUUUUAACAAUAAAUCCAUCCCGUUUUAACAAUAAAUCCAUCCAAUUUUAUCAGUAAAUCCAUCCCAUUUUAACAAUAAAUCCAUCCAAUUUUAACAAUAAAUCCAUCCAAUUUUAACAAUAAAUCCAUCCAAUUUUAACAAUAAAUCCACCCCAUUUUAACAAUAAAUCCAUCCAAUUUUAACAGUAAAUCAAUCCCAUUUUAACAAUAAAUCCAUUCAAUUUAAACAAUAAAUCCAUCCCAAUUUAAGAAUAAAUCCAUCCAAUUUUAACAAUAACUCCAUCCAAUUUUAACAAUAAAUCCAUCCAAUUUCAUCAAUAAAUCCAUCCCGUUUUAACAAUAAAUCCAUCCAAUUUUAACAGUAAAUCCAUCCCAUUUUAACAAUAAAUCCAUUCAAUUUAAACAAUAAAUCCAUCCCAUUUUAACAAUAAAUCCAUCCAAUUUUAACAAUAAAUCCACCCCAUUUUAACAAUAAAUCCAUCCAAUUUUAACAGUAAAUCCAUCCCAUUUUAACAAUAAAUCCAUUCAAUUUAAACAAUAAAUCCAUCCCGUUUUAACAAUAAAUCCAUCCAAUUUUAUCAGUAAAUCCAUCCCAUUUUAACAAUAAAUCCAUCCAAUUUUAACAAUAAAUCCAUCCAAUUUUAACAAUAAAUCCAUCCAAUUUUAACAAUAAAUCCACCCCAUUUUAACAAUAAAUCCAUCCAAUUUUAACAGUAAAUCCAUCCCAUUUUAACAAUAAAUCCAUUCAAUUUAAACAAUAAAUCCAUCCCCUUUUAACAAUAAAUCCAUUCAAUUUAAACAGUAAAUCCAUCCCAUUUUAACAAUAAAUCCAUUCAAUUUAAACAAUAAAUCCAUCCCGUUUUAACAAUAAAUCCAUUCAAUUUAAACAGUAAAUCCAUCCCAUUUUAACAAUAAAUCCAUCCCAAUUUAAGAAUAAAUCCAUCCAAUUUUAACAAUAAAUCCAUCCCAUUUUAACAAUAAAUCCAUUCAAUUUAAACAAUAAAUCCAUCCCAAUUUAAGAAUAAAUCCAUCCAAUUUUAACAAUAACUCCAUCCAAUUUUAACAAUAAAUCCAUUCAAUUUUAACAAUAAAUCCAUCCAAUUUUAACAUAAAUAUAUCCAAUUUUAACAAUAAAUCCAUCCAAUUUUAACAUAAAUAUAUCCAAUUUUAACAAUAAAUCCAUCCAAUUUUAACAAUAAAUCCAUCCGAUUUUAACAAUAAAUCCAUCCAAUUUUAACAAUAAAUCCAUCCGAUUUUAACAAUAAAUCCAUCCAAUUUAAACAAUAAAUCCAUCCGAUUUUCAUUGGAAAUAACAAUUUUAAUUUGAAUUAAAAACUAUUUCUUUAUUCUUUAUGUUAAUUUAAGUUUGUUUUGUGUUUUCAGAGAUGAGCCAUAUUCUAAUGAACAUGGUGGCUCAGGACCCAUACGCCAGAAACAUGAUGCGGCUGCCGUUAUUCCAGGAACUUUUUGACAUUGAGAUCCCACCGACCAGUGAACCUAGUGCAAAACAACUAGGGGUGGCGAGUCUUUUUGGAAUGGCGGGUAACGGGAUAUUUGGUGGUCCAUCGGCGGGGGGUAACGCGCCCCGUGCACCACCCACCGGAAGUUCUACACCAAGCCAAUCACAGACCAGUGAAGGUAUGUUAGGAGCAUCUUCAUGGGACAGAAGCGGCUUCGGGUCUGGCCAGCCCGUAGGUAGAGUCACGGGGCCUUCUCAGUUUGACGGGGGCUAUCAGAUGACCGGAAGUGUGCCUGACACAUCUCAGAAUGGUCCCCCACAACUGGGAGGCAGUUUAACGUGGCCACAACAAAAUAAUGGACGCUCGUUCGGCAGCUCUCCAGUAGGAAAUGGUUUGAACUGGCCUCCGACAGUGCCGUCAAAUUCACAGAUGGGGGGAGGUAACCAAAUGACAUGGCCCCAGCAACCAUCAGGGAAUCAACAAAUGGGGGAUGGCAGCUCCUGGCCUCCACAAAUGGGAGGUGUCAUAGCAUGGCCACCAUUCGGAGGUAAUAUGCCAGGAAAUCAACAAAUGGGAAACAACAUACCUGGAAAUGCUCAACCCCAAUGGCCUGCACAAAUUGGAAGUAAUCAGCAGCUAGGCUAUCCUGCCAACCAGGGGAAUUCUCAACCCACAUGGCCUUCCCAGAUGGGUGGUAAUACGCAAAGUGGCAACCCUUCCAACCAGAGAAAUUCUCAACCCACAUGGCCUUCCCAAAGUAAUGCGCAAAGUGGCAACCCUCCAAACCAGGGAAAUGCUCAACCCCAGUGGCCUGCGCAAAUGGGAGGCAAUCAGCAGAUGGGCAACCCUCCAAACCAGGGAAAUGCUCAACCCCAGUGGCCUGCGCAAAUGGGAGGCAAUCAGCAGAUGGGCAACCCUCCAAACCAGGGAAAUGCUCAACCCCAGUGGCCUGCGCAAAUGGGCGGCAAUCAGCAGAUGGGAAACCCUUCGAAUCAGGGAAAUGCUCAACCCCAGUGGCCUGCGCAAAUGGGAGGCAAUCAACAAAUGGGAAAUGGUGUUCCUGAAAAUAAUAACCCGAUAUGGAGUGGCAUGGCAAGGCCACCUAACACGGGCGAUAGUAUGCAAGGGAACAAUCAAAUGGUUGGUUCCAUGCCAGGGAACCCUCAAAUGGGUGGCCCUAUGCCAGGCAACAAUCAAAUGGGUGGCGCCAUGCCAGGGAACAAUCAAAUGGGUGGCCCCAUGCCAGGGAACGCUCAAAUGGAUGGCUCUAUGCCAGGAAACAACCAAAUGGGUGGCCCCAUGCCAGGGAGCAACCAAAUGGGUGGCCCCAUGCCAGGGAACAACCAAAUGGCUGGGCCCAUGCCAGUAAACAAUCAUAUGGGUGGCCCCAUGCCAGGUAACAACCAAAUGUCCAGUUCUCCUCCAUAUGGAAUAUCUUCCAACACGCGUCCAAAGAUCCCCUUAGAUUUCAUAGUGCAGCUCUAUAACACAGCAUCCAAUCCUACACAAGGUGAACCUACAUCUGGCAACUCAGCUAUGGAAGGUCAGGUGUCACAAACAGACCCCUCCACAAUGGCCAGUUUUUCUAACACACCCAGACAACCUCGGGCUGUCAUACAGGCAGGUCAGGUCAUUCUUCCAAAGGGACCACCUUCACGGAACUUCAUUGACAGACUUAUGGCCCUUGGUGGUGCUGAAGGCAUUGAAAUUGUCUAAAUACACUCAGCUUGUUCUGAUAGAACAUGAGCGCAACUUGUAGAUAUUAAAGACAUGGUUCAUAUGAGAUUGUGUUUAUAGUUUGUAUAUAGUCAUGUACAAUUGUAUGUAUGUGUUGAAAAAUGUCAUCCUUGAGUGAUAUUUCGACCAGUAUGUUUGUGUGUAUCACGAGGUCCCUAUUUAUUUUUAGGAUCUUUGUUACGAAUAAAAAUAAUCACUAUAUGAGACUGUAAUAAUAAGUUGUCUCAGAAAAGUUAAUUUUCUUUGCUCUCUGUUUCUGUCGAAGACUUUCAGCCGAUACGUACGCUGUUUUGUCUCGUCUGUCUGCGGUUUUCUCUAGCCCCG